This is a messenger RNA of Acaulospora morrowiae, 255 nucleotides long. NCBI's taxonomy places the organism in Eukaryota, Fungi, Glomeromycota, Glomeromycetes, Diversisporales, Acaulosporaceae. The record is from the annotation of a GenBank genome assembly.
GAAAAGCAGGAGAAUCUGCAAACCAAUAAUAAAAGUUCAGAUAAGCAACAAAUGCAAUAUCAAGAUGUGGAAGAAGUGGUUAUGGAAGAAGAAGAAACCUCUUUGGCAAUAUACAAGGCAAUUAACAAGAAAGCAGCAAAAAGACAAGACAAGUUAGAAAGGCAAAUGGAACAGAUGGGAAAAAUGCUAAACGAACUUUUGGAAGAUGGUUGGCUAUCACCUAGUAAAAAGAGACAACAAUACAAAAGGCAGUAG